Molecule: messenger RNA, 797 nt
Organism: Priapulus caudatus
Lineage: Eukaryota; Metazoa; Priapulida; Priapulimorpha; Priapulimorphida; Priapulidae
Product: succinate dehydrogenase assembly factor 2, mitochondrial-like
Exons: 4
Coding region: 36-539 (167 amino acids)
Biological process (GO): tricarboxylic acid cycle; mitochondrial electron transport, succinate to ubiquinone; mitochondrial respiratory chain complex II assembly
Cellular component (GO): mitochondrion
Source: RefSeq, a predicted model, not a curated record
CGUGGCCACGAUGACGUCACCAUUUUGCAUUCAAGAUGGCAGCCUCCAUUGCCAAGUUUUUCAGACAUACAAGAAUAUUCCAUCCAAGUAAAACAGCAAGGCUGUUAAGUGGGACAACAUCUGUGCUUUCAAGUACACCAGAUGACAUUGACCAUUCACUGCCUGACGAUUCGUACCAGAAUAGACCACUGCCACAGUACCAGGAAAGACCUAAUGAACCGCACGCACAGAAAAAAGCACGUCUUCUUUACCAGAGCCGCAAGCGUGGCAUGCUAGAGAACGACUUAGUCUUGAGUACGUUCGCUGCCAAGUAUCUAAACACGUUUGACAGCAGGCAGCUCACGAUGUAUGACCAUCUGAUCAACAAGCCAGAAAACGACUGGGACAUAUACAAGUGGGCAACAGGUACUAAAGAGGCACCAGAAGAAUUCAGAAAUGAGAUUUUGGAUCUACUCAUGAAACACACCCGCAACGAGGAAAAGGAAUCACGUGUUCGACAGCCCAGCCUCUUUGCCAAUGACGAACCAAAGUGCUCCUAGUGAUGGCGCCACUGUACAAUCCGCGUAUCCAAUCUACUGCAUGAAUAGUUACAUAGUGUAAUAUUGCUUUAAGAUAUUGGUUCGUGUCAACACUAGCAGAUAAUUACGAGCUUAAUAGAAAUGACUGAAAUUCUGUGUUGACACAAAGACUGAAUAGUUGAUCAGACUGUUAAGCAUCCACUGUGACGGUCAGUGCAUAUCAUAUUUAUUAGAAAAUAAAGAAUGUACAACUUACUAUACACAUGCUAGAACUCCACA